CUACGAUGUGAAUUCCACCCAAUUGCUCCCUUUCUGGAGCUCCAGUAACUGCCAUCCCUAGUCCUAAGUCCCCUCAACAAUGGCUGGCGACGAAGAUAUACCGUCAACUUUCAAGCCUCUGCCAAACUCGUCAUCCAACUCCGCAAAAGACCGUCUCGCGCAAGUCUCGGGCCACAUCUCGCCCACGCCCAACACGCCCAAACGUCGUCGGCGUAAAGGAUCCGAGGAAGACCUUCCGGCAGACUACUCCGAUAUUCUCGGGCAAAUUGCGACACUCCGCAAAAUCGCAGCGACGCCUGAUCCGGAUAACAGAGGUUAUGUGAGGCAGAAACAAGCUGGGAAGCUGUGGGUCAGGGAGCGGGUAGAGCAGCUACUAGAUCCGGGGAGCUUUCAGGAGGUAGGAAGCGUGAGCGGGACGGUAACAUGGAAGAAGCUGGGGCCCGUGAAGGAAGAACCGGUCGAGUAUGUGCCGUCGAAUAAUGUGCAGGGAUUCGGAAAACUCAGAGGUAGGAAGAUCGUCUUCACAGCUGAUGACUUCUCCAUACGCGCUGGUCAUGCCGAUGGCGCGUUAAUGGACAAAACCGUGUACAUGGAAAAGCUCUCCAUAGCCCUCCAAAUCCCCAUCAUUAAACUCGUCGACGGCUCUUCAGGCGGGGGCUCCGUCACCACGAUCCGUAAAACCGGCUUCUCCUACGUCCCUCCACUCCCUUCCUUCACACAAGUCGUUCAGCAACUCAACAUGGGCAUUCCCAACCUCGGUGCCGUCCUUGGUCCAGCCAUAGGUCUCGGAGCAGCGCGAGUAGUCGCCUGUCACUUUUCCGUUAUGGCGGCCGACAUUGGCUCCCUAUUCAACGCUGGACCGAACGUAGUCAAGAAUGCCACUUUCGAAGAAGGGUUGUCGUUUACGGAUCUAGGAGGUCCAAGCAUGCAUUGCACCAACGGCACCAUUGACAAUCUCGCACCCGAUGAAGCUGGAUGUUUCGAGCAAAUGCGUACCGUGCUGAGCUACCUUCCCGAUUCCGGCACAAAACUACCACCUGUUGUUGAAUGCACCGACCCUAUAAACCGCACCUCAGAAUCUCUCCGCUCGAUAGUACCGCGGGCUAGAAACCGAAUGUACAAUCCUCGCAAAAUAAUCACUGAAGUAGUUGACGCGGGUUCCUUCUUCGAGAUUGGCGCACUCUGGGGCACAACCGCUAUCGUGGGCCUUGCUCGCUUCGGCGGCCGCCCCGUCGGCAUCGUGAGCCUGAAUUGCGAAGUUAAUGCUGGAGCACUCGAUGCCCUAGGGUCGCAGAAAGUAACACGGAUGUUGAAAUUCCUAGAUGUAUUUAACAUCCCGCUUAUCCAAUUCGUCGAUGUCCCUGGAUAUGCUAUUGGAACGGUUGCGGAAAGAACAGCGACUAUGCGUCAUGGAGUCACGCUUGCCACGACAUAUUACAGCACCACUAUGCCUAUAUUCUCCAUACUAACCCGCCGCGUCUACGGCGUCGCCGGCGGCAUCAUGCUGGACUGCCGUGAUCCCAGAAUGCGCGUCGCCUGGCCCUCAGGCAUGUGGGGAUCGCUUCCUCUCGAAGGCGGCAUUGAGGUCGGGCACUCGUUUGAACUAAAGGAGAUCGAGCGGAAAGAGGGCCCAGAGGCGCGAGAGAAGCGGUAUAAAGAGCUGGAAGAUGAUUACAGGAGGUUGAUGAAUCCGGUUCGGACGGCGAAUCAUUUCGGCGUUGAGGAGAUCAUAGAUCCGGCGGUUACGAGGAGAGUCUGUGUGGAGUGGGUUAGCCAUGUUUAUGAGAGUUUGUUGCCGGAGAGGGUUAUGGAGAGGACGUGUAUGCAGGUUUCUGAGUGGUUCAAUCGCUUCAAGGACUCUCCAGAAAUAUGA
Messenger RNA from Lindgomyces ingoldianus, 1873 nucleotides. RefSeq names its product ClpP/crotonase. The transcript is spliced from 4 exons. The coding region runs from base 80 to 1873 and encodes 597 amino acids. The record is from RefSeq and is a predicted model, not a curated record. Gene Ontology annotation, molecular function: propionyl-CoA carboxylase activity. Lineage: Eukaryota; Fungi; Ascomycota; Dothideomycetes; Pleosporales; Lindgomycetaceae.